AAAUAAGCACAGAUGCCGUGUCGAUCAUUAUAUAUAUAUAUAUAUAUAAAGGCAAGUUUACUUUCCAUUGGAAUUACACAAGGACAGAUGAAAAUGGAGUUCAAGAAACUAGGGUUGAGGUUUUUCCUUUUAGUAAUACUCUUGUUGCCGCUGCCUCAUCUCCCUCUUUUGCAUGCACAUCCUUUCAAUACUACAACUGCCUUUCAGGAAGAACCAAAUGCUGCGGACAAAGAGAUGCAGAGAAACUUAACAGUUAUAAUAGGGCUCAAGCGGUUGAUAUCAGUAAACAGGAAAGGUGGUGGUGGUCACGGAAGAGGAGGUCAUGCUGGCGGACAAGGAGACAGGGCUAUCAGCGGAGGGCAAUCAGGGAAUAAUGAUGGGGCAUACAAGAAUGGUGCAACUGUAGUUCCACUAUAUGCUGCUACUGGGGCUAGAGGUCAUCACCAUGGUACUAAUGAAGGCACCCACAAGUAUGCUGGUUCAAGUUUUUGGGUUCUUGCAGUUUUGCUUGUUAGUUUUGUUCAAUAUUUUGCAUAGGCAGCUUGCGGUUUUCUAUGAAAGUCCAGGAUGCUACCACAACUAGAUUCUGAUGUGUGGUAUUCUUUUUCUUUUCUUUACCCUGCUGCUAGCAGUGUUUCAAUAGCUUGAGAACUUGAUGAGAAAAAACAAGUUUCAGAAUAUAAUUGACAUUUCAUUUCGAUAUGGGGUUUACAAGUUACAACCCACUUUCAAACGUA
Messenger RNA from Ricinus communis (castor bean), 737 nucleotides. RefSeq lists its product as uncharacterized. The record is from RefSeq and is a predicted model, not a curated record. Lineage: Eukaryota; Viridiplantae; Streptophyta; Magnoliopsida; Malpighiales; Euphorbiaceae. The transcript is spliced from 2 exons. The coding region runs from base 13 to 537 and encodes 174 amino acids.